Molecule: messenger RNA, 3103 nt
Organism: Owenia fusiformis
Lineage: Eukaryota; Metazoa; Annelida; Polychaeta; Sabellida; Oweniidae
Source: the annotation of a GenBank genome assembly
CGUAAACUUAGAACAAAACAUUCAUUUUAGUUAUUCGUUUAAUUAUUUGGUUUAAUCGGUUGGAUCAUGUUCGGAUUGUCAUUGAUAAUACUAGCAGGACUAUGCAAUGUUCUGGUGAACGCCAAUAAUGUGAAAAGACAAUCUAGUUGCCCAGUAAAUGUCGCUGACUCCGAGAGACGUGAUUGUUUCAAAUGGGUGAAUGCAUCUCCGAGUAAAUGCGAGGAAAGGGGAUGCGUAUGGUGUGAAGCGAGCUCUACGAACUAUCCAUUCUGUUUCUACAACGACAAAACAUGCCCAUCUUCUAUCGCUGAUAACGCUAAGGUUGAUUGUCACCCAGAGCCAAAUGGAAACAAAGCCUCUUGUAAUGCGAAGGGGUGUGUUUGGUGUGAAUCGGCAACACAAGGUGUACCAUGGUGUUUCAUCGAUCAAGAGGUUUCACAGGGCGGUGCGCGCUGUCCCGUCGAUAUCAAAGAAAGUGAGAGAAUCGACUGUCAUCCAGAUGCAGGAGCAAACGAGGCAAAUUGCAUUGCAAGGGGAUGUUACUGGUGUCAGUCCUCAACCCCAAACGUCCCAUGGUGUUUUGCUCCAAAGUCUUUGGGUUAUACUAUGAACGGCGCACCAAUAUCAACUGCGAAAGGUUACAGAGUGAACCUUAAGAGAAGACAAUAUCCAUCUUGGUUCGGAUUAGAGAUAGAUGAUGUAAAUCUUGAUGUAGAGUUCCAAACCGAAUCCAGACUCCGACUAAAGUUCACUGAUGCCACAGCAUCGAGAUUUGAAGUUCCUUCAAACAUCCCAUCGCCACCAAGUGCUGCCCCGAAUACGCUAUAUGAUGUGCAAUUCAAUGACACCCCGGCAUUUAACGUUAAAGUCACUAGGAAGAGUACAGGCGUAACAAUUUUUGACUCAUCGAUCGGAGGGCUAAAGUUAUCGGAUCAAUUCAUGUCCAUAGGUACUUACUUGCCCUGUCAGUCCCUCUAUGGGUUUGGUGAGCAUGAACACCCUUCUUUCAAACAUGAUAUGAAUUGGAAGACGUACGGCAUGUAUGCAAGGGACCAGGCACCCGCGGGAUCUAACAACUUGUACGGCGUUCAUCCUUUUUACACUUGUGUAGAGUCCGACUACAAUGCGAAUGCAGUUCUCUUUCUAAAUGCAAAUGCACAAGACGUCACAUUAAUGCCAGAUCCUGCGUUGUAUUAUAAAACUAUCGGAGGCAUACUCGAUAUUUAUAUAUUUCUCGGACCUACUCUCGAAAACACUGUUCAGCAAUAUACCGAGGCUGUUGGCCGACCAGUCAUGCCACCUUACUGGUCGUUGGGAUUCCAACUAAGUAGAUGGGGUUACAACAGUAUUGCAAAUAUGCAAACUGUUAUAAACAGGAUGAGACAAUAUAAUAUACCACAUGACGUCCAAUAUGGUGACAUAGAUUACAUGGACAGAAGACUCGACUUUACCUAUGACCGGGUUAAUUAUGCUGGUCUACCACAAUAUGUCACUCAACUUAAACAAGAAGGAACAAAGUUCAUCAUAAUUUUAGAUCCAGGUAUUAGUACUGGUGAGCCGGCGGGUACAUAUCAGCCUUAUGAGCUUGGUAAUACAAUGGGGGUAUGGAUAAAAGACACUGACAAUACAACAGACAUUCUAGGAGAGGUCUGGCCCGAUGACCCAGUGGUUUUCCCCGAUUUUACUAAACAAGUAACCGAGGAUUGGUGGAUCCAAUUAUGUGUGGAUUUCAAAAAUGUUAUUGACUAUGAUGGUCUUUGGAUUGAUAUGAAUGAAGUGGCCAAUUUUCAGCACGGUUCAUUUAAUGGAUGCCCAGAUUCACCGAUGAACAACCCACCUUACCUACCAAGGGUAUCUGACAAUCUAUACCAAAAAACUCUUUGUCCAAGUCACAACUCGUAUCUUGGAAGUCAAUACAAUGUACACAGUCUUUAUGGAUGGAGCCAGGUGCCGCCAACCCAUAAGGCAGCUAUUACAGCCACUGGUCAGAGGAGCUUAGUGUUAACUAGGUCAUCAUUCCCAGGUGCAGGUAGUCAGGCUGUCCAUUGGCUAGGCGACAACCAUAGUCUUUGGACAAAUCUCCACUAUUCAAUCAUAGGAAUGAUGGAAUUCAAUUUAUUUGGCUUCCCUUAUGUUGGUGCUGAUAUAUGUGGAUUCAAUGGUGACACUACUGCUUCGAUGUGUCAGCGAUGGAUGCAACUCGGGGCAUUUUAUACCUUCUCCAGAAAUCACAAUGCUCGAGACAGAAUGGACCAGGAUCCUGGGUAUUUUGGUGCAGAAGUGGCCAGAGUGAGCCGUGAAUCUUUAGAGAUCAGAUACACCCUCCUUCCGUAUUUGUAUACAUUGUUUCAUAGAGCCAAUCUGUUAGGAUCUACUGUCAUCAGACCAUUGGUUCACGAGUACACAUCGGAUUCUAACACACAUAACAUAGAUCGUCAAUUCUUGUGGGGGCCUGCAUUCAUGAUUACACCCGUUUUGGAUGAGGGAGCCACUUCAGUAACUGCAUACUUUCCCGACAGUCGAUGGUAUGACUAUUAUACAGGUGCGGAAGUAAGCAGUGAGCACAGAAAGGGAUAUACUACACUUAAUGCACCAAUGGACUAUAUCCCACUCCAUAUAAGAGGUGGAUAUAUAUUGCCCACACAGGAACCUGCAAAUUCUACCACCUUCAGUCGUAACAAUGACCUCGGAUUGAUAGUGGCGCUGGAUGAUUUUGAAGAGGCCACUGGAGAUUUUUUCUGGGACGACGGUGAUGCAAUAGACACCUACUCUAAUUUAGAAUAUAUUGAGGUCUCAUACAGUGCAAUACCAGGAAUUCUAACGGGUGUUGUUGUGUUUAAUGGAUACCCCAGUGCAGGGCUUCUAGUGUAUAAUAACACAAUUAGAAUACUUGGCUUGAACUAUGUAGAUAUUCUUGAUGUACGUGUGAACAAUCAGCCUCACUCGCUGUUCUCUUUUAACCCCACUACAAAGGUGCUUGAGAUAUCUAUGGCGAACCUUUUCUUGAAUGAUGAUUUCCAAAUAACCUGGACACCGAUUUGAGUUUUAAAUAUAAAUGUAUACACAGGCGUGCAUUUGUUAAUAAUAAAACGAGGAAAUUUUG